CAAGCUGGGGUACAGGAAGAUAAAAACCCAGGUUCCCAGGCCCUGACAAACAAUACCUAGGACAGCAUCCCUGUCUCGUGACUCCUUAAUCCUCCACCCACCAGACGCACAGAACCAACAGCAGCCUUUUCGUCUGACUCGAAUCCAGUUCAUCCAAGUAGCUAGACCAUCUGGCUCAUCCACCAUGUCCUUUGCAUUCAUCGCCAUGACGAUGCUUCUGGGCUCUUCAGUGGUGGUUGCAUUUGUCUUGCAGCCAACCAAGGAAGAGCCAGCAACCUCUGCUAAUUCUCCUCUUUCCAAUCACAGGUGCCAUGCUGAGUCGCUGCAGUCCAUCAGGAAGGGUCUCCUCAGAGCUCUCAACUUGCAGGCUGAGCCAUGGCUGCCUGCUGGUGGGCUGGACACUGUCAGAGAGAAAUGGCAGAGCAGCUUCAGCACCGUUUCUCACAGAGCCAAACACACUGCAGCUGCAGCAGUCUCUGUGUCACCUGAUGGGGGAAACAGUACAACCCUGAAGUGCUGCUCCAUUGCCUCUGAGAUCUUCAUGGAAGAUCUGGUCUGGGACAACUGGGUGAUCCAUCCUUCCAGCCUCACCAUCGUUCAGUGUGCACUCUGCAACCCUGACCUGAACCCUGUGGGAUGUCCACUGUCCCACACCAAUGUGCACGAUGCUGACUCUCAGGUGCCAUGUUGUCAGCCCAACUCCCAGGAAGCGGUGCCUGUCGUCUACAUGGAUGAGUCCAGCACCGUCGUCAUGUCCUCUGUGCAGCUGACCCGCAGCUGCGGCUGUGGACCUGGAGACAUCCCGCAGCCCAGCAGAGAGUAACGUUUGUUUUAUCACCCUGAGUAUGUGACAUCUGUGAGCCACCUGGCACACAAACAAAAACACAAACUUCAGAAAAAGUAGAUAAUAUCAUUAUAUGCAGGCCUAUCUUCUCUCACAAACAGAUGCUGCUUCUGUAGACUAUUUCUCUUGGCUUUUAGGUGUGUUAUCUUAGAUCAUUACAAUGUGUAUUCAACACUGAGCGUGGGAACCUAAGCAAAGGCUCAAUUUUGCAUUCCUGUUUCUCUAUUGUAACCACAAAGAAUAAUACAAGUGGCAGCACAGAUUUGUUGAAGCGACCAAGCAUAAAAACUGAUCAAUUAUUAGCAUUAUUUCUUUCUUUAUCUUUGUUUUUAUGGGAUCAAUCACACAUUAUAAUCUAUAAUCUCAAAUCACAAUCUACAUUUGUGUGCUAUUGCUUUUAAACAGCUACCAAAAAAGUUUGCGUAGAUUUCGCAGGGCGACCAAAAAAGAAAAAUGCAGUUCUGUCAAUAAAUCCAAGUAUUUCUGCAGCAACAAGCCUUGGAAGCAGCAAAGUGACUUGCUGCCAGUUUAUCUUUAAAUAAAUCUCAUGAGGACAGAGCGCUAUUUAUAGUUACUUAGUAACUGUUACUAAGUGUUCCCUCCAAAAAUGUGAGACUGCCCAGAGCCAAAACCUCUCACAGGCCAGUUGUCUUUUUUCUGAUCUGUGAAAUGACUGUUUCCUCUUAUGGAAAAAGAAUUCACUUUAAUCCUGAUGGGCAAAAUGAGGCCACAAAAAUGUCUUUAAUGUGGUAAAAUUUUAAUGAAUGCCUAUUUUGGAGGGAGAAGAUUGUGUUCAUCAGCUAAAACUACCUGCACCUAAAAGGUAAUAUCAACUUCUCCUGGGUAUCAACAACAUCUGUUCUGUGUUUUUCCACAACCGUCGAUUGGCCUGGCUCCAUUUUCAUGUUUCAACCAGCAGAAAAGAUAAACGGGACACUGCUGCCCUGCAAACACAAAAAACUCGACAAAACAUUGUUUGGUAUCAUGUUGCAGGCUAAAAAAAAUGAAAUUAAUCAUAAUUACAACAAAGUGUAAAAAAUAAAUCAAUAAAAAAUCAUAGUACUUACUCCCUACAUAUUUUGUUAUAUCACAUUGUAUUGCUUUGCAGCCAGUAAAUUCAUUUGAUUAAAGAACUAAAUAGAAAGAUCAAAGCCUGGCAGACAAAAUAUAAUCUGAAUGAAAUGGUGUCUAAAUUGUAAUUUUAAAACAACGACCAAAAAAUGGCCAGUUGAUUUUACUCUAAUUUUUUAGAUUCAGAUUUUUACUUUUAGAGCAUUUCAGUGUCUGUUCUAUUAUUUUUAAUUAGACCAUGUAUUAAUCCAAAACAUUUUCUUACACAUAAUGUGUGAUUUAUUUUUAACAGCAAAGUUUUUCUUUUUUCUUUUCUGUGUCUCUAAGCAUGACUUAUUAUCAGUUACAGUUUUUUAUUUUUCAACAAUCAUUGUGUCUGUUGUUUGGUUGUAUGCUCACACUCACUUUACCAAGUUUACCUCACUAUUAUUAUUAUAUAUCCAGUAUUUUUUAGCAAGUGGAACAAAACACAGCAGAGAUAUAUCAGCUGAACUUCAUCAAUACACUUCUGCAAAUGUAGAAUGUUUUAUUUCGCUUAUGACACUGAUUUACCAUCUUAAUCAUUUGUACAAAUUCAAAACAAAGUUUUUUCAUGCUCACAAUUUUUGAAUAAAGAUGAAUGAAAUAUA
Molecule: messenger RNA, 2544 nt
Organism: Seriola aureovittata
Lineage: Eukaryota; Metazoa; Chordata; Actinopteri; Carangiformes; Carangidae
Gene: gsdf
Product: gonadal somatic cell derived factor
Exons: 5
Coding region: 185-823 (212 amino acids)
Biological process (GO): BMP signaling pathway; SMAD protein signal transduction
Cellular component (GO): extracellular region
Molecular function (GO): growth factor activity; cytokine activity
Source: RefSeq, a predicted model, not a curated record